This is a messenger RNA of Adelges cooleyi (spruce gall adelgid), 1224 nucleotides long. It is a transcript of the gene eIF2Bbeta, whose product is annotated as translation initiation factor eIF-2B subunit beta. Gene Ontology annotation, molecular function: translation initiation factor activity; guanyl-nucleotide exchange factor activity. Bases 119 to 1168 code for a protein of 349 amino acids. The record is from RefSeq and is a predicted model, not a curated record. The transcript is spliced from 9 exons. Gene Ontology annotation, cellular component: eukaryotic translation initiation factor 2B complex. Gene Ontology annotation, biological process: translational initiation. NCBI's taxonomy places the organism in Eukaryota, Metazoa, Arthropoda, Insecta, Hemiptera, Adelgidae.
UCAAAUGUCUGAAAUUUUCAUUUACAUUAUUUUUUUUAAUGAAUUAUUAUUUUAAAUAGUUUUCUUUAUACGCACGAUUACUUUAUAAUUUAUACCAUAAUUUUAUUAAUAAAAAAAUAUGGAUGUAGUUGAGCAUGAAGUACUCUUAGACAAUUACGUAUCAAAUAUAAAAAGGAAGAAAUGGGAAAAUAACUACAUGAUUGCUGAAGAAACAUUAAAACUCUUCAGGCAUUUUAUUGAUACGAUUCAAUGGUCGACGGCAAAAGAAUUGUUGAAACAAUUACGAAAAUAUGGAUUAAUUUUAACUUCAGCUUUACCAUUACAAUUUAUUGUUGGCAACAUUGUUAGGCGAAUAUUAAAUAUUGUACGAGAAGAAUAUACUGCAGCUAGAAAAAGUUCAGAAGAAGAAAUAGAUGUGCAAGAUUCAUUACAUAAAAUUGUAACGUCAGAGGAUGAUAGAGAUGAUUAUAAUAAUGAAGUCCCUGAACUCAAGUUAUCAAUAUUUGAGCAUUUAGAUGAAUUUCAAAUGGAGAUAGAGUCAAGUAAUGAAGAUAUUGCAAAACAAGCUCGUGAGCACAUUCAUUCCAAUGAAAUCAUAUUGACAGUGGGUAAAUCUUCUGACGUGGAAAUGUUUUUAAAAGAAGCCGCUAAAGAUCGUACUUUUGAAGUAUUUAUUACAGACUGUGCUCCAAUAAAUACUGGCAAACAAUUGGCAUUAAGUCUCUCAAAGCAUAAAAUUCAAUCUACCUUAAUUCCAGACUCUACAAUGUUUGGAAUUAUGUCGAGAGUGAAUAAAGUUAUAAUUGGAGUUGACUCCGUUAUGGCCAAUGGUGGACUCAGGACAUUUAGUAGUUGUCACGCUGUAGCUUUAGCUGCUCGUCAUUACUCUGUGCCCGUAAUAGUCUUAGCACCUAUGUACAAAUUGAGUACACGUUACUUGUGCUCGUACAAUCAAGAUGCGUUUAAUGAAUUUGUUUCACCGGCUGGCGUUUUCAACUAUUCCGAUUCGGAUGUUUCAAAAGUUGAUGUUUACAAUCCAACCUAUGAUUAUGUGCCUCCGGAAAAUGUGACAUUAUUUAUCUUUAACAAUGGUGGUCAAUCUCCUUCCUAUGUUUACAGAUUACUGUCAGAGAUUUAUCAUCCAGACGAUUAUGACUUAACAACAUAAUGUUACACUAAUGAUAUAAUAAUUGAUACUCAUUAAAAAUAUAAAGUCUCAAUACA